Messenger RNA from Thecamonas trahens ATCC 50062, 1062 nucleotides. RefSeq lists its product as uncharacterized. The transcript is spliced from 3 exons. NCBI's taxonomy places the organism in Eukaryota, Apusomonadida, Apusomonadidae. The coding region runs from base 1 to 1062 and encodes 353 amino acids. The record is from RefSeq and is a predicted model, not a curated record.
AUGGGCUGGCUUAUGGCGGCAUACGAGCUGGGCAAGAACGUCUUCGGGGAGGAGGCACUCACCGAGCUCAUCUCGUGCGUCACCGAUCCCAAGCACGCCGACGGCAAGACAGUCGUCAUCCUCGCCGGCUACAAGGCCAACAUGCUUGCCAUGCUCGACACCAAUCCGGGCGCCAAGUCGCGCUUCCGCAAGACAUGGGAGUUUCCGGACUGGACCGCCGACGACUGCACCACCUUUGUGGCGCGGCGGGCCCAGGCGACUGGCUUUACCAUCCGCCCCGAUGGCGGCGUACCGGCCGAGCUCCGCUCCGGCUUUGCCGCUCUUCUCUCUCGUCCCGGAUGGGCCAACGCCCGCGACGCUGUCUCGGCCUACGAGGAGAUGGUCGAGGCGCGGGCAGGGCGGGUGUAUGACACACCCGAGAUCGAGCCCGAGUUUGUCUUUGACGACGCCAACGCCGCCAUGGCCGCCCUCCUCAAGCACCAACCCGAGGGCGAGAGUGUCGCCGCCAACCUGCGCCACAGCGCACCGCCGCCGCGGCAGGCAAUUCGAGAGGUCCGGGUCGAGUAUCUGCCCGACUCAGACGGUGAUGAAGGCGGCGAUGCUGAUGACCAGCCUCGUGCUUCGGACUGGCGGCUGGAUCCUGCCGUCCGAGCAAAACAGCUGGACAAAGGUGUCGACGUCAUCGGGCUGAGCCAGGCCGAGAUCGAGAAGCAAGUCUACGCCGAUAUGGCAGCCGAGCAGGCCGAGGCCGAGCGUCUGGCGGCAGAGCUGAGAGCGGCAGAAGAGGCUGCGGCCGAAGCCGAGCGACAGCGUGCAGAGGCAGAGCGUCUGGCGCAGGAAGAGGAGAUGCGGCGGCUGGCGGCUGAGCGAGCACGGCAGGAGGCAAUCGCUGCCGAGCGUCGACGCGCGCUAGAAGCAGCGCAGCGCGAGGCGCUCGCGCAGAAGCGGAUCCGACAGGCCGGCGUCUGCUGCGCCGGCUUCCGCUGGAACAAGAUCGCCGGUGGGUACCAGUGCGCCGGUGGCUCACACUACCUCUCCGACGGACAGCUUGGCCUUGGCUGA